CACGAUGUUGCGCUGAUUAUACCGUGUUAGUUUGUUCUCGUUUGCCCGAUGGGGAAGGUUGUGUGCAACGGUGCAUUCGGAGCAACAGGUUGUUGUUGCAUCGAGCGAGAAAUUGACGGGCCGCAGCCGACGAUGCAGCAGCGGGAAGUUUCGGUCUGAGGGGGAUGAUGCGUCGCUCGGUGAAUAAGGCGCGGCAAUAAUAGAUCGUGAAGAUCGAUAACGAAAGACCCCGCUACGAAAAUAUUAUUUUUCUCUCUGCAAACACCACUGCGGCCAGCGAUCGAGCGAGCAAGCGAGGAGGCAACCGUAGAGCUGCGGGGCAGCUUUUCCAGUCGGACGUCAGCCCGUGGCAAGAUUGGAAAAGAUCGAAGAGUAUCUAGGGUACUUUCGACGGUCUCUAACAUGGCCUAAGAGACUCGUCUGUCUGUCUGUCUGUCUGUCUGUCGUAGACGAAGAAGGCGCAGGUGCACGUUGCGACCAGUGAAAGUAUCCCGGAGUGCAGUUACGAUCUAGCAUCUGUCAAUGCCCUCUUGCAUAGCCAGAGAGCCAAGCCAGUCUUGCAGUAGCGGUGCCGUUUCGCCGAGGAACCGGGAUUUGAAGGCGGCAACGGUUGCUCGAAAGUGUCGGCGAUCCGAUCGCGAAUCGCACGCUCGUGCCCGGCUGAAUCUGCCUGAACGACGACGACGGUGCGUGUGUCGGCGGUGGUGUGAUCGGCGCGGGCAGCUGAGAUCGCGUUUGAAAACAAAAAAUAAAGGGUGAACCCUCCGUCGUAAUCGUUAGUUAUCGUCAUCCCCGAAGAAGGAACCGAGAGUGUGGGCCAACGAUGACCGCGCCGACGACGAUGUUCUUCCUUCUGCUUCUGUUGGUGGCGAGCGGCUCGAGCACGCUCUCCGUCGACUCGAAUCCCGAAUACGUGAAACAGUGUUCGAGGAGCGACCCGAAGCUGAAAGCGUGUCUGAUCGAUGCCCUCCAUCACCUGAGACCGUACCUGAGCGUCGGGAUUCCGGAAAUCGAGCUGCCUUCCGUCGAACCCUUUCGCAUGGACGAGCUGACUCUGUCCCUGACAGGUGGUACAAACGGUUACAAGGUACAGCUACGCGAACUGUUCGUAAGGGGAGCGAGCAACUACACAGUCGAGGAUAUUAAACUCGGCUCACCCUUCGAAGCUAUUGUACGAAUGCCAGCCCUUAUCUUGGACGCGCAUUAUUCCAGCUCAGGGGUGCUGAUCAUUCUGCCAGCCAGUGGCAACGGGACGUUCCACGCUCGGUUCGACGACGUCAAAGCUCUAGUCAAGGGUACGGUGUCCACGAAGAUACGCGACGAGAAGACGUACCUGAACGUGGAGAACCUCGACGUCGUCCUGGACGUUAAGAACGUGCACAUGAGGGUCCGCAAGAUAUUCAAUAACAAUCGGAUACUGACGGAAGCGACGAAUCUGUUCCUUCGUGAGAACGGGCAGGAAGUGUUGAAAGCGAUGGAGCCGCAACUGAAGAGGAAGCUAUCCGUGCUUUUCGCCGGCAUCGUCAAUCAAUUGUUGCGUCACGUGCCGGUCGAAGUAUUCCUCCUGCCUUGAACAGCAACGUUGCCGCCGCGAACACCAAUACAUACAUAUUACGAUCGCGUUAGGUCGGUGGGAAAUAAAUGGCCGUUACAGCGUAU
Messenger RNA from Megalopta genalis, 1659 nucleotides. Its product is annotated as protein takeout. Gene Ontology annotation, biological process: multicellular organismal reproductive process. The record is from RefSeq and is a predicted model, not a curated record. NCBI's taxonomy places the organism in Eukaryota, Metazoa, Arthropoda, Insecta, Hymenoptera, Halictidae.